Molecule: messenger RNA, 1998 nt
Organism: Anoplopoma fimbria (sablefish)
Lineage: Eukaryota; Metazoa; Chordata; Actinopteri; Perciformes; Anoplopomatidae
Gene: polr1f
Product: RNA polymerase I subunit F
Exons: 4
Coding region: 21-1175 (384 amino acids)
Biological process (GO): DNA-templated transcription initiation
Cellular component (GO): RNA polymerase I complex
Source: RefSeq, a predicted model, not a curated record
UUCCGGUCUUCCCAAACAGCAUGGCGAACUUCGAGCAUGCAGAGGACGACCCAAAACAUGUGAACAUGUCCGGUGAAGUAACCGCCGCCAGCAGUGAAGUCCAGCCGACGGAAGGGUCCUACGUACCGGGCAGAGAUGCGUGCGCGGUCCCGUGCGCGGUCCCGACGUUUGCAGCCGCCUCCGAGCUGCUGUCAGCGCCGUACUCGUGUCUGGUCAUGAGCGCUCACCGGAGACACGUCGCCCUCCCGCCGGUGUACCUGGACAAGAAGAGGACCGGGAUUCAGGAGGAGCUGGAGGCCGAGCUGCUGAAGUUCUCCCAGAGUCUAAAGGGAGUACCCCUGGCUUAUGAAAACAUCAGAAUAAUGGGCCACCAUGGAAACAUCUUUGACGACAGCGGCUACAUCCACAUGGACAUAGAAGCCAACUUUAUUGUCUUUCAGCCCCUAAAAGGACAGACACUGCUGGGUAAAGUGAAUAAACUAGGAGUAAGCCAUGUAGGCUGCCUGGUGCACGGCUGCUUCAACGCCAGCAUCCCCAAACCAAGCCUGGUUCCCGUAGAAACCUGGCGGGACGCAGGGCCGAGAAUCGGAGCAGAGCUGGAGUUCGAGGUGACUGCUCUGGACGCUGACACUGCGGGGGUGCUGCUGAUCAGAGGACGGCUGGACAGGACAAGGGUGCAAGAGCUGCUAGCUAUGGGUGAGAGCUCAGAGUCCUCCGUCCCUGCAGAGCAGCAAGAACCGCCAGAGACAGAACUGAACCCAGAACCCACAGAGGAGUUUCCUGAAGACACCCCCAAGAAGAAGAAGAAAAAGAAGAGAGACAAAGUGAAAGAGGGGGAGGGAGAAGGUGAGGUAACAAAUACACCCUCCUGCCAAGUGGAUGGCAGCGCAACACCAGAGCUGAACGGAACAAUCAUUGAAGCAAAUGGCAAUGAAGCUAGUGAGAAAAAGAAGAAGAAGAAGAAGAAGAAGAAAAAACAUGUGAAAGAAGAAGAGGAGGAGGAGGUUGAGCUCUCCACCAAGGAGGUCCAUUGCAGUGACUCCAGCGGUUACCUUAGUGACAAGCCAAGCAAAAAGAGGAGACAUGACACUGGUUCAGAGGUCACGUCUAGUUUUAGUGAAGAUCCUGAACCACCAAAGACAAAGAAGAAGAGGAAAAGUGACAUUAACAGCUAAAAUAAAUUAAAUCAUGUAUUCUUUUUGGAACUUGGUUUGAUUGUGUGUGUGAUAAUAAUGUGAAACAACAUGAAUGACCACAAUGGCUCUGGAGGAAUAAACAGAUGUGCCUUAACAAUUAAACACAGUUUCUUAUCGAGCAGGAUUCCUGGUGGGUUCUUCUGAGCUCCUCUGAAAUCAUUUAAUCAAAGGCUCAGGCUUGCAGUAGACGUCUUUCUACAGACACGUUUAUGGAAAACAGGACAUGGACAUGAGAGGACGGAGACAGACUCGACAGAUCAGUCCUCACUGGAUUGCAACUCUCUUACACAGCCUGAGGGGGGAGCAAAACUUCUUCAAAGACAGUAAAAAAAAAAAAAGAAAAAAGAGUGAAACCUUGUCAACCUCAUCUGUUAAACAAUGUGCUGAGAGUAAAUAGGCCAGGGGGUUUUGGGGGCAUGAGUUGAUAUUAAUGCUCUGUGUCUACUCUGUGCAUUUUCUCCUGUUUGGAUACUGAAGAAGGAAGGCUAGAUGACUGAGACCGCUGAGCUCAGGUUAAGAAACUUCUCUUUUCUCGUGUGCCUUUUUCGAAAAGGUUGUCUUGAAUUAUAGCUGCAAUGGAAGAGGAAUGUUUUUUUACUCCCAUAUAUUCGUCAACACCCUAGAAAUGCAUCAUGGAAGGAAUUGGUCGGGAGUUUUUGGUGCGCUCUUCUUUCAGUGUUGCAUUGACUGUUUUCACAUGAAGGCGUGUUGUCUGUCUUUUAAUGGAAACCAACAGAAAUUGACAUUAAAUAUUCAGUUCUUAUCCCAAUUAAAAAGCUCUAUAUUUUGAAAUGUUCACCCU